UGACGUCACAUAGGCUGGGCCGAUUCCCUCGCUGCCGAGCGCUCCUGCUUAUUGUUGCCAACCGCUCAGAAAGAGCAGCGGCAAAAAAGAAGCUGCACGGCGGAGGCGCGAGCUGCUGCAUCUGGGGAGGCAUCGCGGGCCGGGGGCCGGAAGAGGGGCAGGGGGCGAGGGGAAGGAGGAAGGUCGGUCGCCGGCAGCGCUGCUCCCUCAGGCACCCGCAGGAAGAGGAGGAGAUGCGCGGGUUUCGGUGCAAGGGGCCCUCGGCGGCGUAACUGUUCCUGAUAAGGCGAGGAGGAAAUGCCUCUGCAAAGAUUAUAGCAGCAGUGAUAUGGCUGCAUAAAGAAGGACACAUGGAAUGACAGAUUGCUUAGAUAUGAAUAAAAGCCAAUAAAGCCUGAGGAAGAAGUAAAAGGGGGAUCCCUUUGCAGCAGCUGCCCUGAUGUUAAGGGACUUCAUUUUGCCCAUCAUGGAGGCGGAUGGCUGGGAGUGGCUAGUGGCUCCUAUUCAGCAGCUGAUAUCCUGGGGUGCAUCUGCAGCCAUGGUGUUUGGAGGUGUGGUGCCAUACAUCCCACAAUACCGAGAUAUUAAAAGGACACAGAAUGCAGAGGGCUUUUCAACCUACGUGUGUUUAGUGUUAUUAGUUGCAAACAUUUUAAGGAUACUCUUCUGGUUUGGGAGGCACUUUGAAUCCCCUCUACUGUUGCAGAGCAUCAUUAUGAUAAUUACAAUGUUACUGAUGCUGAAACUGUGCACUGAAGUACGUGUGACAAAUGAGCUGAACAUAAAACGGCGCUCCUUUUCAGCUGCAGAUAGUAAGGAUGAAGAAAUCAAAACACCUCCCAAGAGAUCCUUUCUGGAUUUUGACUUGAACUAUUUCUGGCACUGGAACAAGUUUACAGAUUAUGUGCAAUGUGUUCUGGCUUUCACUGGAGUCACAGGAUACAUCACUUACCUUUCUCUUGACUCAACUAUCUUUGUUGAAACUCUGGGCUUCCUUGCCGUGUUCACUGAAGCCAUGCUGGGCAUCCCUCAGCUCUAUCGUAACUACCAGAAUAGGUCAACGGAAGGAAUGAGUGUCAAGAUGGUGCUGAUGUGGACCAGUGGUGACACCUUCAAGACCAUGUACUUCCUUGUGAACCAGGCUCCCUUCCAGUUCUCUAUCUGUGGACUUCUACAGGUCUUUGUGGAUAUGGCCAUCCUGUUGCAGGUUUACUUCUACAGCUGCUACCCACAAAAGCCAGCUUCACACACAACACACCCAGCCAGUACGAAGGCACUUUAAAGCACAAAGUGGAGGCAGCUAUCAGUCAAAAUAUUUGGAGCCAGCCUUGCAGCUUCACUUUCAGUUGUAAAUACUGUGUUUCUGAUGGGCUGCAAAUAGAAGCGUCCAGCAUGGAAACCUAGCCAGGUAUCAGGCCUGGCAUUGUUUUUAAUUAUUUGCUUUCCUUGUGUUCCAAAUCCAUUGGAAUGGAUUUUUCUUUUUGGGGCUCACAUGAGGGUGCUUUUUAAACAUAUAUAUAUAU
This is a messenger RNA of Podarcis raffonei (Aeolian wall lizard), 1523 nucleotides long. It is a transcript of the gene SLC66A2, whose product is annotated as solute carrier family 66 member 2. The record is from RefSeq and is a predicted model, not a curated record. NCBI's taxonomy places the organism in Eukaryota, Metazoa, Chordata, Lepidosauria, Squamata, Lacertidae. The coding region runs from base 440 to 1282 and encodes 280 amino acids. The transcript is spliced from 7 exons. Gene Ontology annotation, cellular component: trans-Golgi network; endosome. Gene Ontology annotation, biological process: phospholipid translocation; retrograde transport, endosome to Golgi.